Messenger RNA from Phasianus colchicus (ring-necked pheasant), 668 nucleotides. RefSeq names its product mitochondrial ribosomal protein L21 (gene MRPL21). Gene Ontology annotation, cellular component: ribosome; mitochondrial large ribosomal subunit. The record is from RefSeq and is a predicted model, not a curated record. Lineage: Eukaryota; Metazoa; Chordata; Aves; Galliformes; Phasianidae. Gene Ontology annotation, molecular function: structural constituent of ribosome.
GGGGGGGAAAUGCUGUCAUGGCGGCGCUGGGAGCAGCCAGACGGCGCGCGGCAGCUUUCUUGUUUUCAUCUGUGGUUCGCCUCCAGAGCUCUCAGAGCACAUCUCUACAGGAAGGGAUUGUUGCCAAAACAUCUUUGACUUCACCCCCAUGGUCUGAAGUAAAAUUGCCAAAUCCAGUGGAAGAAGCAAAGCACCAUGCAGAAGUGGUACAAAAGGUGAAUGAGAUGAUUGCAACAGGGCAGUACGGGAGGCUCUUUGCUGUGGUUCACUUUGCCAGCAAACAGUACAAAAUAACCAGUGAAGACUUAAUUAUGAUGGACAACGUGCUGCAGGCUGAAUGUGGAGACCGAAUCCGGAUGGAAAAGGUUUUGCUGGUUGGUGCUGAUGAUUUCACGCUUAUUGGAAGACCGCUCCUGGGGAGAGAUCUUGUCCGUGUGGAGGCUACUGUGAUUGAAAAGACGGUGUCAUGGCAAAAAAUCAACAUGCGCUUUCGGAAAAAGCACAAUUAUCAAAGGAAAAAAAUUAUCACGAACCCACAGACCGUCCUCCGGAUAAACACCAUAGAAAUUUUCCCCUGUUUGUCGUGAUUGAUUGAUCGGAUGUUGUGUGGCUUAGGCUUAUUAUUGCUUUAGGCAAUUACAGAAAUAAAACUGCCUCGGUGUCAUAAA